UGGGCUUUCUUUUCCAUGACAGCUAUGUCAGACAAGCUGCUAAGGGACCGAUUAACCAUUAAAAACUCACUUUAUAGCAUGUUACAGCAACUUUGUUUUGCAGGGCCUGCAACCACCAAACUUCAUUUCAUCCCCAGACAACAAAGUUGCGGGCAUUAUCCCAUUCCAUCGCCCCAAGGCCUACAGUCUCUCCCCACAACCGCACCCGCUCGGCCUCCUCUUCUCCUCCUCCGACUCCGACCACCAUCACCACCAACGACGGCGACGAUGCAGGCGGCGGCGUGGCGGCGCCAGCUUCUCGGCCAGAACCAACUCUCCCCCGCCUCCUCGGCAGCCAUCGCCGCCUUCAGAUCCGCCUCACAGCCCGCGCUCGCCCCCCAAGGGUUCGGCGGAGUGGAUGGCGCGAGGUACAUGUCCGCGAGGACGCCGGCGGUCAAGGGGGCGGGGCAUCUCGUCCGCAAGGGCACCGGAGGGAGGUCGUCCGUGAGUGGAAUCGUAGCUACGGUCUUUGGAGCUACUGGAUUUCUUGGACGCUAUGUCGUCCAACAACUCGCAAAGAUGGGAUCUCAGGUGCUUGUCCCAUUCAGAGGUUGCGAGGAUUCUCACCGCCAUCUAAAGUUAAUGGGUGACUUGGGUCAGAUUGUUCCAAUGAAAUACAAUCCAAGAGAUGUGGAUUCGAUUAAAACUGCUGUCGCCAAGUCAAAUGUAGUCAUUAACCUCAUAGGACGGGAGUAUGAAACAAGAAAUUAUGGGUUUGAAGAAGUAAACCAUCACAUGGCUGAACAACUUGCAAUGAUAUCUAAGGAGCAUGGGGGUAUCGUAAGGUUUAUCCAGGUUUCUUCCCUAGGAGCAUCAUCCUCUUCACCAUCUAGAAUGCUUAGGGCAAAGGCUGCUGGAGAGGAAUCUGUCUUGAAAGAAUUUCCUGAAGCUACUAUUAUGAGACCUGCAACCUUGAUUGGCACAGAAGAUAGGAUUUUGAACAGAUGGGCGAUGUAUGCCAAAAAUUGGGGUUUCCUCCCACUUAUGGGUGGUGGAUCUACAAAGAUUCAACCUGUUUAUGUUGUGGAUGUUGCUGCUGCUAUCGUCAACUCCCUCAAGGAUGAUGGCACCAGCAUGGGAAAAACUUAUGAGCUUGGUGGACCAGACAUUUACACUGUUCACGACCUGGCUGAGUUGAUGUUUGAAACAAUACGCGAAUGGCCAAGAUACGUCAAUGUUCCUUUUCCUAUUGCAAGGGCUAUUGCUUCUCCAAGGGAAAUGCUGCUAAACAAAGUGCCUUUUCCUUUGCCAACACCCUCCAUUUUCAAUCUUGAUCAGAUCAAUGCACUCUCCGUAGACAACCUAGUAUCUGAAAAUGCUCUCACUUUUGCGGACCUGGAAAUCAGGCCUCACAAGUUGAAGGGAUACCCGGUGGAGUUCCUUGUCUGUUACCGGAAGGGCGGGCCAUCUUUUGGUUCUACCGUCAGCGAGAAGAUGGGGAGUUCAGACGUUGCCCCCCGUUUCUGAAGACGCUGUAGAAUUAAUCAUUUAGUUGAAGAUAAAUUGUUGUGUUUGUUUCCUUGUCAUCUGGAGUUGCUGCCAGACGCCUCACCCUGGGCAGGACCAGAUGUGAUGCAAACAUUGGGGCCCUGCUCUUGUUUCAAUUGUAUCAAUAAGAAAAGGCACGGAUGUUUUGUGAAUUUUUUGAGUUGGAAAUGCAAUUAAAGCGAAUCAUUGCAACCGUGGCUGACACAAUCACAGAGAAUUCAGAGUCUGACUCUUGUUGCUUCUAUGCACAUUAGAGCUGUUUCAACUUUUGGAAAA
This is a messenger RNA of Brachypodium distachyon (stiff brome), 1803 nucleotides long. RefSeq names its product NADH dehydrogenase [ubiquinone] 1 alpha subcomplex subunit 9, mitochondrial. Gene Ontology annotation, cellular component: mitochondrion. Gene Ontology annotation, molecular function: protein-containing complex binding. Bases 16 to 1506 code for a protein of 496 amino acids. The transcript is spliced from 14 exons. Lineage: Eukaryota; Viridiplantae; Streptophyta; Magnoliopsida; Poales; Poaceae. The record is from RefSeq and is a predicted model, not a curated record.